Messenger RNA from Zychaea mexicana, 2021 nucleotides. RefSeq lists its product as uncharacterized. Lineage: Eukaryota; Fungi; Mucoromycota; Mucoromycetes; Mucorales; Lichtheimiaceae. Bases 424 to 1896 code for a protein of 490 amino acids. The transcript is spliced from 3 exons. Gene Ontology annotation, molecular function: protein binding. The record is from RefSeq and is a predicted model, not a curated record.
GCGAAUCUCGAACUCAACAGCGCGCUUUAUUUUAUUUUUUUUCUUUUUUCUUGCUCCACACAACACUACUCUCCCGCGUCAUGGCCGACACAGACGAUCAACUCCAAGCCAACACAUACAUUUGGAGCCAGAGCAGUGAUCAAAUCACAAUUUCGUUCUUAGUUCCCGAGUCAUGCAAAAGCAAGGAUUUAGAUAUUGCAAUCGAACACCAAUAUGUGAGAGCAGGUUUAAAAGGCGAGGAACCUGUGCUCAAGGUAAGUAAACAAACAACUCUUUCAAGGAAACCUAAAUACGCUUAUGAAGAAUGAAGACGUACAUGGCUUAUCACUGACUCGCAUGGUGUUUAAAAACUAAUAAAACCAGGGUAAAUUGUUUGCGCCAGUCAAUCACUUCGAAUCACUAUGGCAGCUCGAAAAGAACUCCAUGUCACCAUUUUCUUCCUUGACAACGUCGCCAUCUCUUUCCAUAGCGUCUUCAUAUGCUCUGAUGCCGUCACCAAGUCACUCACCUAACUCGUCCAUGAUUCUGCCGGCGCCGGCGCUCACAGAGUCGCUGACGAAUGAACUUUCAGCUGAUAUGGCUGAUAUCUAUCAACAAGCAGCAGCACUAGGAUCCGCCUCGGCUCGUUCGUCCUCGUCGUCCGUAGCAGACGAGUCGCUUACUCAGUCACCCAUGAUGGUCAAUACACCACCUCAACAGCAGCAACAGCAACAGCAACAACAAGAAAAGCAGCAAUCGAGCACCGAAUUAUCGAAGCAGACAGUGAACUAUAGAAUUCUUACCAUUCAUUUGGAAAAGGAGCGAGAUGGAAUGGAAUGGGCCGUGCCUAUUUCGAAUGGAUGGAAAUCAGACCUCGACAUUGAUGUGACCAGCGCAUAUCAUUUGGGUGGAUGGUUUGAGACACGCAUGGGUGAUUUCCAGAAUGCUUUCCGUUACUAUGCGUGUGCUGCAGAAAGAAGCCAUACUCCAUCGAUGAUGAAGGUGGCAGCGUUGUACGAGAUUGAUAAUAAGCCUGCGGAGGGGAAGCCUGCAGUGUACGAGAAGGAUCCAAAGAAGGCAUUCGAAUGGUACAAGCGAGCAGCAGAUGCAGUAACCGAGUCAUCCGGAACCAGCGGCAGCAGCGGACCGGAUCCGCUGGGUUGCUACGUUGUUGGCAGUAUGUACGGAGCCGGAUCCCCUGAAGCCGAAGUGGAAAAGAACUAUGAGAUGGCUUUGCUGUAUUUCAACAGAGCCAUGACCUUGACUGCUCCGCGUAUCGACAUUGACUUUGGUGUCCUGGAGCAAGAAGAUGCAGAGAUUCCCAAGAGCGCCAUGCGCAACCAUGGUCCGCAUAGUGCGGACGAGCGUUCAUUCACCAGUGCUGCAUUCCAGACCGGCUUGAUCUAUUUGUACGGCUCGCAGCCCGAGGGCGAGGCAGUGCGUUCUAUCACUCAUGUGGAUGUCGAUCCCAAGAAGGCACUUCGGUACUGGAAGGAGGCAUCCAUGCUUGGCCACGCACAGGCAUCGUAUAAUAUCGGCAUCAUGUUUGCAAACGGCAUGGGCAUCGACCAGGAUUUGUGGCAGGCAGGAAAAUGGUUCGGGCGCGCUGUCAAACUGGACACCACCGGCAAGCUUGUUGUACCACAAGAGGUAGAGGUCGUAGAAUGGGAUGCGCGGAAGGAGGAUAAGGACAAGAAGAAGAGCGUUGGUGAUGGAUCUACAUCACAAGAACAGCAGCCUAAGCAGCGACAGCGCAAGGACAAGAGAGGAGGACGGAAGAAGCGAAGCAAGCGGUCGCGAGGAGCACAGCAGGAGGAUGAUGGAGUGUUGGGGGCAAUUAUAGCACUUGGCUCGGUUGCUGCGGUAGCGGGCAUUGUUUACUGGGUGUAUACUCGAUCAUUGAAGAAAAUGGACUGAUUUUUGUGCUACGCGCGCACUCAGUGAUAUCUCUCACUUCACGCUCAUACUCCCCUCCCUCCCUCACUCACUCACUCACUCUCACUUGCACAUAAACUCUGCCUUUUUUUUUAAUUAACGCCAAG